Messenger RNA from Bacillus rossius redtenbacheri, 5475 nucleotides. RefSeq names its product glutaredoxin domain-containing cysteine-rich protein CG31559-like. NCBI's taxonomy places the organism in Eukaryota, Metazoa, Arthropoda, Insecta, Phasmatodea, Bacillidae. The record is from RefSeq and is a predicted model, not a curated record. The transcript has 4 exons. Gene Ontology annotation, biological process: sensory perception of sound. The coding region runs from base 48 to 1796 and encodes 582 amino acids.
GGCAGCCGCGCACACGGCCCCCGCUGAGGCGCGACCUGCAGCCAGCCAUGAGCCGGCCGGCGGAUCCCCCGCCGCCGCUCCCGCCCAAGACGCGGCGGAGCCCGACGGCAACGGUACUCGUCGCGGCCAACCACGACUCGCCGCCCGCGCGCCUCCUCCCGGAAGCCUUCUCGAGCGACGACCGCCAGCGGCACGUCGUCAAGAUCCGCAUCAACACGGGCGACGAGCACGCGCGCGCGCAACAGCCCGUCGAAGCCAGCUCCGGCGGCUGCGUCAGGAUCUCCGUCGGCGGCGGAGCGGCCGCGGACAUGGUGCGGCGCGCGACCCUGGACGGCGGGCGCCAGCACGGCGGCCACUACUUCUUCUGCAACGGCCUGGGCACCGCGUCCGUCGCCUCCAGCGGCCAGUCGUCGCCCAGCGACACGCUCGACAGCGGCACGUGCAGCGACCUGGACGGCGGCACGCCGCCGCCGCCGCCGCCCAAGAAGCGGCCCCCGGCGGUCACCGUCACCGUCAACGGGGGGCGGCGGCAGCGCGCCGGCAGCCACAGCAGCGGCGCCGAGGUGGACGGCAGCGACAUCGACGACGAAGACGAAGACGACGACCGCAUCAGCUGCGACUCGCUGAACAGCGGGCGCGCCAGCCACCCGGGCAGCGACGAGGCCUUCGAGCCGGCGGCGGGGCGCUUCCGCUCCAAGGCGACCAUCACGCUCGCCGGCCAGAUCUCGGACGACGGGCCCCACCUGUCCGCCGACGACGAGCACUCCUCGGACGUGGACAGCCACAGCUCCAAGGGGCUGGACGGCGAGUCCCGUCCCUCGGGGGACGAGGACAGCGGGGUAGGUCUUCGCCGCGGCCUGCUGCAGGACAUCCGCGAGAGGACGUCGCGGCUGUCCGUCUCACCGGUCGCCGAGAAGGAGACGAGGGCGUGGGGCGACGCCCACCGGCCGCUGUCGGCCAGGUCCUCGACGUCCUCGUGCGCCGAGGAGCCGGCCCCGGCCCGCAAGGCGGGCUCCAUCGUGGAGCAGCGCACGUACGAGGACCGGCGCAAGGAGUCGGAGGAUAAGAAGCUGGGGAACGGUGGGCCGCAGUACGACGCGGACGUGUUCUACAAGUUCCACGUGAACGAGACGUUCGACGAGGCGGCGGGCGGCCGCGCCGCCGAGGCGGACCCGCGGGAGGACUCGUUCGCCGGCUUCAAGGACCUGCUGGAGGGCAAGCAGGCGUCGGCGACCAUCCGCAGCGCCAAGGGCACCGUGCGCGGCGUCAAGAACCGCGUGCGCGCGGGCAUCACCACCUUCCUGCAGCUGCACGCUACCAAGAGCUACAAGGAGAAGGAGGCGGGCAAGGUGGUGCUGUACACGACGACGAUGGGCGUGGUGCGGCGGACGCACCAGGACUGCGUGGCCGUCAAGAAGAUCCUGCGCAACCUGAUGGUGAAGUACGAGGAGCGCGACGUGUUCAUGAGCCGCGAGCACCAGGCGGAGCUGCGCGACCGCCUCAGCUGCGAGACGGUGCUCGUGCCGCAGAUGUUCGUCGAGGGACAGCUCGUGGGGGACAGGGAGGCGAUCGAAAAGCUGAACGAGUCCGGUGAGCUGCGGAGGUUUCUCAAGCCGUACAGGAGCCCGGACGCGUGCAGCGAGUGCCGCGUGUGCGGCGGCCACCGCCUGCUGCCCUGCCCCGUGUGCAACGGCAGCAAGAAGUCCGUGCACCGCAACCACUUCACGGCCGAGUUCGUGGCGCUCAAGUGCAUGAACUGCGACGAGGUGGGUCUGGUGCGGUGCCACGCCUGCUGAGAGGCGCGGGUUCCCCGACCGGCCGCCAGGGGCGCCGACUCCGCUCGCGCACCGGCGCGCGCCCAGGCGGAACUUUCUGGAACUGCUUCCUGCUCCUGCUCCGCAGACUGAUAGGUGUACACGUGUUCUUUCUUGCGUCCCAUCAUUGGCAUUCGAAGUGCCAAUAUAAUUAAUAAACCUUGGUAUAAAAUGAUAUGCUGAUUAUUUCAUUUUCAUGCCAUUACAAUUAUUUCAGGGCUUUUACUGUCAAUUUUUGAACGAUAGCAUAAUUUUUUUCUCUAAUUUUGUGUAAACGUUACCGGGUAAGAAAAUAUGUGACAAGUCAUUAAAUUAAAUAGGGCUAUCGUGAUAAAUUUACAGAAAAAUAUUCUUAACCAUUAGUAAUGACAAUAAAAUUAAGUAACCAAAAUGUCAUCUAUGUACGAGCCGUUAUAUCAACAGAUUUAAACAAUUACAUGUGUUAACAUGUUACAAACUAAAACAAUUACGGCGUUCUGUCAAAACUUUUAAAUGUUAAUUUUUAAUGUUAAAUCGUACAAUUUAAAACAUUUAGCUUAGAACCUCAAUAAUGUAUCUAUUCUGUGUAUUAUAUUAUAACACCUGUUUACAAACGUGAUCUGGCUCGUCAUUAGGCAAUGAUUUGACCAAUUUAGUGACUAUUGGGGGUAGAGUACACAUGCAAACUGAGCAGUAGCUGAACACAUUAAGGUAGUUGCAAAUAAAACUGUCAAAAACUUGCUUAACGGUGUAGGCAGUUGCCACAUUAUUGAGGUUAUCAAAAUCACAUACCACUUUUGAACUACGAACUUACAAUACAGCAGAAAUUGUUAUGAUGGUUUGUGUACACAACAUUCAACUGUGGAAUGAGUCAAAUUGCAACUUUACAGGUAAUUUAUUUCAACGAAAGUAUGGGUCAGUUUGAAUGUAAAAUAUAAACAAGCGCACAUCUCACUAUUAUAUACCAUCCCAUGCUGUUGGCAAAUCGGAAGUCAAUGAUGGAAGGAAAAAAAAUUGGUUAAUGUCUAUAUUAGUCAUGAGUUGACCAACUCGCAUUCCUGAAAGGGAAACGAGACAAUAUACACAGAGUAGACGAAUAGUACGCGAAUCAACCUAUCCUUAUUCGGAUGGCAAUUAGUUCGAAGGAUUUGCGAAACAUGCAUACACACCUCACUCGUAUAGUUGUUUUCCUUCAUUUGAAAUAAAGAGAGAGAGAGAUGGAUGACGGAAAUAGCUAUAUUGUUUCCAACAGUUUUAUGUGUCAUAACAAUUUUUUAUCUUUAAAUACUGAAAAUCGGUAUUCUUUAAGCUAGAAAUCACACAUAAAGAGAUUUUAAAACGUCAUAAAUGGUGUCUGUUGGAAGUAUUAGUACAAUUGUAGUCAUUCUGGAAAAUGAAUUCAAUUCUAAAUGCCAAUGACUUCACAGGGAAUCUUUUUGUAGCAGCCAGUGACUUUUAAUUCCAUGCAUUACAAUAAAUUAGUCUAUAUACUAAGCUUUAACGAAUACGAAACGAUAGAAAAUUGUAUGGUUGAAACCAAUACAAUUUCUAUCGUUUCUGUUCACACACACAAACACACACACACACACUCUCUCUCUCUCUCUCUCUCUCAUUUAACCACCGUAAUUUGUUUUUAGAAACAUGUUACGUUUAGUUAGGAAAUUCAAAUAAGAAUGAAGAUUAUUUCCUGAUUCAGAGAUCAAGCAACAAUGUGUGUCGUAUGAAAUCAGUUGUAAUAUCUAUGGAAAGCGAUUUGAAAUAAAAGAUGCUCAAUUGUUAUUUUUCUGACCAUGAUGUGUAUGAUUUAGAGACUGUUCAGAAUCGUUGUCAAAGAAAAUUAUUUAAUUAACUGAUAGUUAAUUGGGACUUAAAAUGAAAUGUUUUUAUAGUGUAUGUUGUGUUAGUUAGUAAUUCAUUUGAUAGAAAAAAAAGUGGAUUACGAAUUGAUUAUGAACAUUCACUAGUUUUCAAAUGGUGCUUUAAAUAAAUAGGUCAAAACCUAUAGCGAAAAGAGGGACUGAAUGUGCAAAACUUGUAGGUGGUGUUUUUAAGUCAUAGAAUUAGCAAAUUGUAGUUCUUAAAGUUAACGAUAGUAAUAAUAUUGCAUUUAGAAAUUGUGAAGAGCAAGUUGGAGCUUUUUCAGGUAAUUUUAAGUGAUAGUAAAUCCAUAUGUGUGUUUUUGAAGAAAAAAAAUACAUCCUUCGUUUUGUGUGACCGUUACCUGUUUACUGGACAGUACAACCAGACAAAUACGUCAUUGUGAAAACAAGUGGUUGAACUUGAAAGACAAUAUUUGAUUCAUUUUUUGUGUAAUAUAGCUUGUAGAUUUCUUUCAUUACUGGGCUUUUGCAUUGUGACAUAAACAUCUUUUUUUUUUUUUACGUGUAAACAUCUUAGCUCUCGGUAUACGGCAUUUGGUUGGAAUAAUUUCGUUAGUGGAACGGAAGUUACAUGGAAUGAAAAUAUUUUAACUACUGUUCUGCCACCUGUGGUGGAUGGUGCUAACCAAAGCUAAUAUAUACCAAGAGAAACUUUAUUGUAUUAAGUAUUAACUGUUUAAUGAAUUUUAACAAAAUUUUAAUAAAAUUCCGUGUCGAAAAUCAGUGUUUAGAAUUUAUUCAAUCUUUUUACUUCUUUAUCGGAGCUGUUUCAUUAUAUAGUUUAAAAUGUCUGUCUGCUAAUCGAAUGAUUCGAUAGUUAACGUGGCUGCUCCGGCAGUGAAUUCUAGUGGCGGGUGCAGAAACUACGUGUGUUUUGCGUCAUGAAUUUUAGUUGAAAACACAAUAUUUCGAAUAUUUAUCACUCACGGCAUUAUUUAAAAGAACUCCACAUUAAAUUUUGUGUCCGAUUUACAUAUUAUAAGUCUAUUUGCAAAACAUGAGAACACAUGAAUCUGCUCUUUACCGAGGUUAGAUGUUUACACAUAAUUGGCGAGUAUUGAAAGACUCACAAUUUUUUUUUUUUUUACUAGCUCAGACCGUUUUCUGCUCUUCACAAAACAUGUUUCAUAUUUUAAAAGAAUUAAUAUUUUUUUGUUUGAAAUCCUUAUUGGGAAAUUAACAAAUUUAGAAUACUUACUUGAAAUCCUUUCAGGUGAUACUUAUUUUGUUAGCUUAUUUUUGUAACGUCUCAAAUUUAUUUAAUGUUCUUGAUUCUAUAUGCAAUAAAGUGUUAAAUUAGUGGCUUGAUAAAUGUAAAGUGUUUUAGUUAAUAUAUUUUAUAUUAAUUUCUCACUGCCUAAAAUGUCUUUUUCUGGCAUGAAAUAAACGUAAUAGCCAUUAACCAUAAUAUACUUUUUUUAUUUUAAGUAAGCAUAGUGUUAUACCGUAUUCUGUAUAUAGUCUUUUUUAAUAUAUAUCUAUUAAUAAGACAAAUUCUACCGAUCACAGAAUUGUUUCAUUAAGAGAAUUGCGUAUUUAGCAAUAUAUCUACGAAUGGACAAGUAUAUUAUUUUCUCAAGUAUAAUUUACCAGCCAUUAUGAAUUCUGCUGGUAAUGGUGGCUAAAUCCUAUACUACCUGUAUGGAUUGAUUUUUUUUUUAGUGUUCAAGGCAUUUGCGAUAAACUGUAAUUUUUUUUAAUUUUUAGCCCUAGUAGAAAAAAAAAGUAUUGUACGUUUGAAGAAACUUGGUCUUCCUAAUAUUGCAAUGUAAUUUUUUUUGUAUUUAAUAAAUUUUUUGAAA